Messenger RNA from Poecile atricapillus (Black-capped chickadee), 959 nucleotides. It is a transcript of the gene TMED4, whose product is annotated as transmembrane p24 trafficking protein 4. NCBI's taxonomy places the organism in Eukaryota, Metazoa, Chordata, Aves, Passeriformes, Paridae. The record is from RefSeq and is a predicted model, not a curated record. The coding region runs from base 37 to 753 and encodes 238 amino acids. Gene Ontology annotation, cellular component: endoplasmic reticulum-Golgi intermediate compartment; endoplasmic reticulum; COPII-coated ER to Golgi transport vesicle. The transcript is spliced from 6 exons. Gene Ontology annotation, biological process: intracellular protein transport; Golgi organization; endoplasmic reticulum to Golgi vesicle-mediated transport.
GCAGAGCGCGCUCUCCCCCGGCGGGCGGGAGGGACCAUGGCGGCGCUGAGGGAGGCGCUGAGGGCGGCGGUGGCCGCGCUGCUGCUGCUGGGCUGGGGCGCCCACGGGCUCUACUUCCACAUCGGCGAGACCGAGAAGCGCUGCUUCAUCGAGGAGAUCCCCGACGAGACCAUGGUCAUCGGGAAUUACCGGACACAGCUGUGGGACAAACAGUCGGAAUCGUUCCUGCCCUCCACCCCCGGGCUGGGCAUGCACGUGGAGGUCAAGGACCCCGAUGGAAAGGUGGUCCUGUCCCGUCAGUACGGCUCCGAGGGUCGCUUCACCUUCACCUCGCACACCCCGGGCGAGCACCAGAUCUGCCUCCACUCCAACUCCACCCGCAUGGCGCUGUUCGCCGGGGGCAAGCUGAGGGUGCACCUGGACAUCCAGGUGGGCGAGCACACCAACAACUACCCCGAGAUCGCCGCCAAGGACAAACUGACGGAGCUGCAGCUGCGCGCCCGGCAGCUGCUGGACCAGGUGGAGCAGAUCCAGAAGGAGCAGAACUACCAGAGGCUGCUGGACCAGGUGGAGCAGAUCCAGAAGGAGCAGAACUACCAGAGGUACCGCGAGGAGCGUUUCCGCAUGACGAGCGAGAGCACCAACCAGCGCGUGCUCUGGUGGUCCAUAGCCCAGACCAUCAUCCUCAUCCUCACCGGCAUCUGGCAGAUGAGGCACCUCAAGAGCUUCUUCGAGGCCAAGAAAUUGGUGUAACCCCCCCAAAAACCCCCCAAAACCCCCCAAAACCCAUCCCCACCACCCAGGGGGACCCUCGCUGCUGCUGGGACCCCCGGGGGGGGGUUUGGGUGGGUUUUGGGGGGGUCCUGGGUGCCAUGGGGGGAGCACAGAGGGGUCACCCCUCGAGCUGGGUUUGUUUUUUUGGGGUGGGGGGUGAAAAUAAAGGUUUUUUUUUGUUUCCA